GGGGUCAGAGGCCGGCUGUGUUGAUGUUGACACUAGGCCGGGCCCGCAGACGGGCCGUGGUGGACGCUGCUGUCAGGAAACUUCGAAAGCGGUAGAGGAGAGAGGGAAGAAGCUGGUCUGGUGGAUCCGGGCUGCUCUGAAUAACUGCUUCCCUCUUGGGCGCCUCCUGGAGAUUGAUUGAUGCGCUCUCUUCCGCCUUCCUGCUGAGCUGCACUGAGCUGCGGUGGGGAAAGCGAUAUAUUGUGAUUGAUCCUGUCAUCCGGGCACUUGUCUCCGCCUUUCCCCUUUUACCCUUUCUAAAAGAGUGUUUGCCGUCCCCUUCGGCUUUUCGUCCGCCUAGUUGCCCUUCCUCCCUUAGCCCUCUUCAUCCGGGUAACCUGCCUGUUUCUUAGCCCUCUUCAUCCGGGUACCCGCUUGCUCCCUGGCCCUCUUUAUCCUGGUGUUUACGCUUCGUCUCCCUCUCGGAUAUCUUUCUGUUCCUUCCCUCUCCUUCUCCCCCCGAUCCCUCACCUGACCCACAUUAGCCCUCCCAUACGGCUACUUUCCAAGGCCCCCCGUCCGUGUUCGUUUGGGUAGCUGCCAUUACAUACCCUCUCAAUCCGGGUGUUUGCCCCCCUCUGCUUCCCCAGGAGUCUUUUUUUCGCCUCCUUUCCCUCCCUGCCGCCCCUCCCCUCCCCACCCGCGUUUUUGCCAUGACUAUUCUGCCCAAGAAGAAAGCUUGUCCAGCAGCAGGGGACGGAGACCGGGAUCAGCCUGGCUCUCGAGGGGGAGGCCCAGGAGGGCCCGUGGGCCCCGGCGGCGUUGGGGGCCAAGACCCGCGAGGCUGCUCUGGCUCUGACUCCCACGCACGGGGCCCCGGCGGAGGCGUCGGAGGAGGGGGCGGCCCCGGAGACCCACAUUCAGGACGUGGCGGGGCUCGUCCCCGGGCCUCGCCCCCUCCCCCACCGCCCCGUUGGGGACUGCCCCCCGCCGGCUCCCCUCCGCCGCCCAAUCCUGGUGUCGGAGCCGGUGGCGACGGCCCCGGCCUUGGCCUGCUGGACCCCGGCGUGGCCGAGGCGCGGGGCGGGGUCGGCGGCGGCUGCUGCUCCGGGCCCGGCCACAGUAAGCGGCGGCGGCGGGGGGGCGCUGGCGGGGGGCUGGGGGCAGGAGGGCCCGGCGGAGGGGGCGGCAACAGUCCCGAGCAAGAUGAGGCCGGCGCAGGCUACAACAGCGAGGACGAGUACGAGACGGCGGCGGCCCGCAUCGAGAGCAUGGACCCAGCGACCGUAGAGCAGCAGGAACACAGGUUCGAGAAGUCGCUGAGAGAGAAGAAAGGUUUCAUCAUAAAACAGAUGAAGGAAGAUGGGGCCUGCUUGUUCCGGGCUGUGGCUGACCAGGUAUAUGGCGACCAAGAUAUGCAUGAAGUGGUCAGGAAACACUGUAUGGACUACCUGAUGAAGAAUGCUGAUUAUUUCUCCAAUUACGUGACAGAAGAUUUCACCACGUACAUCAACCGGAAGCGGAAAAGCAACUGUCAUGGCAACCACAUUGAGAUGCAGGCCAUGGCAGAGAUGUACAAUCGACCUGUGGAGGUUUACCAAUAUGGCACAGAGCCCAUCAACACUUUCCACGGCAUCCAUCAGAAUGAGGAUGAACCCAUCCGGGUGAGCUAUCAUCGCAACAUCCAUUACAACUCGGUGGUGAACCCUAACAAGGCGACCAUUGGAGUGGGACUGGGGCUGCCCUCCUUCAAGCCAGGGUAUGCAGAGCAGUCUUUGAUGAAGAAUGCCAUCAAGACGUCAGAGGAGUCGUGGAUCGAGCAGCAGAUGCUGGAGGAUAAGAAGCGAGCAACUGACUGGGAAGCCACCAACGAGGCCAUUGAGGAGCAGGUUGCCAGGGAGUCUUAUCUGCAGUGGCUGCGCGAUCAGGAAAAGCAGGCCCGGCAGCCCCGCAAAGCCAGUGCUACCUGCAGCUCGGCCACAGCGGCUGCCGCAAGUGGAUUGGAAGAAUGGAGUGGCCGCUCUCCCCGUCAGCGCAGCUCAGCGUCUUCCCCGGAGCACCCGGACCUGCACAAUGAGCUGAAUGUGGCCAAGCCGCCUUCCCCUGGCAACACCGCAGCCCUGGCCCUCACAAAGCCCCCCUCGCCAUGUGCUCCUGGUACAAGCAGCCAGCUUUCUGCAAGUGGUGGCCAAGCAACCCCUCCCUUAGUGUCGUUGUAUCCAGCCCUGGAGUGCCGGGCAAUAAUGCAACAGAUGUCACCCACAGCAUUUGGCUUGAGUGACUGGGAUGACGACGAGAUUUUGGCCUCGGUGCUGGCAGUAUCGCAACAGGAGUACUUGGAGAGCAUGAAGAAGAGUGCGCUGCACAGAGACUGUGGUUCCGACAAGAGUUGAUAACUCGCCUGCAGCUCCUGUGCUCACCUGACACCCCUUAGGUGCAUGUUUUGGCAGGUCGGAUGAAGAUAUCUGGGACCCCUCCCCUCCUCCACUGCUGCUGAUCAACGCUCCUUCAGCUGCCCUUCUGCUCCCCAUCUUUGGCCCUCUGCCUCUGACAACCAGCGAGCUGGGGGAGAAGCGCAAGAGGGACGGGGCCGCCUCUGCAAGGAGCUGGGACACGCACAAGUGGGACAUGCUGGGCUUCCCCUUAUCAGCCGUUCUUUCAUUAUUAAAAGAAGUCAUUGAUCUGGU
This is a messenger RNA of Varanus komodoensis (Komodo dragon), 2666 nucleotides long. RefSeq names its product OTU deubiquitinase 5 (gene OTUD5). Bases 693 to 2372 code for a protein of 559 amino acids. The transcript is spliced from 9 exons. Lineage: Eukaryota; Metazoa; Chordata; Lepidosauria; Squamata; Varanidae. Gene Ontology annotation, molecular function: cysteine-type deubiquitinase activity; K63-linked deubiquitinase activity. The record is from RefSeq and is a predicted model, not a curated record. Gene Ontology annotation, biological process: protein deubiquitination.